AUGCAUCAUGACAUUCGCUGCCCGUUGCAUAUUUACUACGAUGAGCAUGAACUCAAUGCUAAUCAACUUAUAUCUAUUAGUCAAAUUCAACCCAAAUUCGAACUCGAACUCUACAAUGAUGUUGGGGAAAGUCGAAACUUUGUUUUCCAACCAAACCGAGAUUUACUAAAAACUUCUGCUAAGGAUGAAAUACCAUGUCAUUUUGAGGGUAUAAGCAGUACCGGUGAACACAGUGCUAUGAGUACUUGUUCGAUAUCACUCUUUGGGGGACUAUUCACGAUAAAUGGUCGACGAUUUGUGCUAGAAGCGAAUUCAAAUGCAUCAUUCCAUUUUGUUUCACUGUCUGAUCAUUCUUGCGAUUGGGGAUCGAGAAAUAAGCGUUCUAUUGGUGGAUCUCAUACAGCUGAAUAUUAUGCUCAGUAUUUGGAUGAACGUUGGCGUUACGUGGAGUUAGCACUUAUUGCAGAUAAAUUAGUGUUCGAGAAACAUCAUAACAAUGUAACCGAAGUUACGCAAAAACUUAACGCCAUCACCAAUUAUAUCAAUUCGUUAUACCUACCGAUUAACAUUCGAGUGGUUCUUGUUUGGGCUGAUGUAUGGACAAAUGAUAAUCCAGUAGACAUUACGUCAAAUUCUGAUACGACAUUAUGGAAUUUUUUGAACUGGCGAAAAGGAUUGUUGAAGGAUCAUCCACACGAUAAUGCGCAUUUACUUACUGGAGUUGUAUUCGAAAACAAUAUUGUCGGAAAAGCUUUCAAAGGUACGAUGUGUUCUUAUGAUUUUUCGGGUGGGGUCGACAUGGAACAUAGUGAUCAGGCUGCAUUAGUUGCUGCAACUAUUGCUCAUGAAAUGGGACAUAAUUUCGGAAUGGAGCAUGAUAUCGAUGAAGUAGAAUGCCGUUGUCCAGCCAAAUCAUGUAUUAUGUCACCAGCUACUGGCAUUACGCGUCCAACAUUCUGGUCAGAAUGCAGUAUGCGUGCCUUACAACACAGUUUUUCGCGUGGAGUGGAUUAUUGUUUACGCAAUUCUCCUAAGAGUGUAUUUGGUGGUGCACGUUGUGGCAAUGGAAUUUUAGAAACUGGUGAAGAAUGUGACUGUGGAACACCGAAUUCUUGUAUCAACAAAUGUUGUAAUCCUGUAACGUGCCAACUAGCGGAAGCAGCUACCUGCGCCAAUGGUGAAUGUUGUGAUUUGAAUACCUGUCAGAUGUUUCCAGCCACUACCGUUUGUCGUCAAGCGACCAACGAAUGUGAUUUACCAGAAUACUGUGAUGGACAAAUGGAACACUGUCCAGCAGAUUUCUUUGUGCAGGAUGGUCAUGAAUGUCCAAAUCAUGUUGAUGAUUACUGCUAUAAUGGUUAUUGCGGAAGCCGUGAUGCCCAAUGUCGUCAUAUUUGGGGACCAACUGGGAGAAACGCAGCACCAGCAUGUUACGAUUUGAAUGUAUAUGGGAGCAGUGGUGGAAAUUGUGGCUUUCUACAUGAGACUAGUCGUUUUGUGCCAUGUGAUAAAAAUGAUAUUAAAUGUGGACGAUUACACUGUAUCCAUGAAAAUGAGAAACUGGCAUUUGGUGAUCCGUCAACAGUUUACACAGCAUAUACUGGUUUACGGUUGAGAAGUGGUGAAAAUGUAGCAUGUAGAGUGGUUUGGACAAAAUAUACGAGCGGUCGAAAAGAAAUUGACCCUGGGAUGGUUCCGGAUGGUGCGUUCUGUGGUUUGGAUGAGAUGUGCGUUGACGCAAAAUGUCAAAAUCGAACCGCAAAAGUACUUAUGGCACCUAAAUGUGAACCAGUGUCGUGUAAUAAUGCAGGAAUCUGUAAUAAUAUGGGUAAUUGUCACUGUGAACCAGGUUACGGUGGGCCGUCUUGUGCUAUCCCCGGUCCUGGUGGGUCAGUAAAUAGCGGUCCUGCUGUUGAAGGCGGUGUCGUUCAUGUAGGUUUUGUGGUAUUUUGGCUUCUUCUGAUACUGACUAUUGCGUUUAUUGGCAUUUCAAUUGUCGUGAAACGAAAAAGAAACUUCUGGCUCCAUAAAGAAAUUUGGGAAAAAUUGAAAAAAGCGUUGAAGAUUGAGAAGCUUUUGGUACCAAUUCGGAAGGCGCCGCCACCUCCACGAUCGAGUGCUAUACGUACAACUGACCUGAACUCAAUAUGGGGUGAUACUGCAUCAGAUGCUUUACAUGUGGGCAACUGUCAACAACCGCUUCCACCCAGUAUCAGUCCACCAGUUGCUCCAUCCAGUACUUUGAAUUUAUUACCGAUGAAACCAACUGUUAUUGCACAUUUUAAUUCGAUGAGACCGACCACUGCUCCUCCUAAAAUACCACAACGACCACGAAGUGAGGCUUUACAAGCGCUGUAUGCAGAAAAAGGUAAUGAACUCAAUAUGAAUCUAACUGAGCGAAGUUCACCGAUGUACCACAUUCUACCGGAAACUAAUGCCGUAAAAAUGGCGAGGACAGAAAGUUUUAGGCCCAUGCAGUCACCACCACCACCACCACCUCAUCAUAGCCAGGUAUUGGCUGCAAAUAACAGUGCACCCCAUAUUAAAGGUGGAUCAAUGUUGGCUGCGAAAUCUUCAAAUGUAAAGGAUAUUGCCGCACGUUUUGAUCAAAAGACGUCUCAAGUAUCCACUAAAUUUGUCUGA
Cercopithifilaria johnstoni is the source of this 2643-nucleotide messenger RNA. Lineage: Eukaryota; Metazoa; Nematoda; Chromadorea; Rhabditida; Onchocercidae. The record is from the annotation of a GenBank genome assembly.